Molecule: messenger RNA, 4100 nt
Organism: Linum trigynum
Lineage: Eukaryota; Viridiplantae; Streptophyta; Magnoliopsida; Malpighiales; Linaceae
Source: the annotation of a GenBank genome assembly
GUAGCAAGAGACUUACUAUGAACACAAUAAAAAAAUAUAGAUGAUCUCUCGACUCUUUGCUUCGGUAGAAAGAACACAAUCACCUAACACAUCCAUGCCAUGUGUGAGUAGUUUAUCCCUUGUGGCAAUCCUAAAGUGUUACCAGGAGGGUAAUGAUACUAUUUCUAGGCAAGACAUACUCAAACCAUAGCAUCAUAUACCCAGUAACAGCGGAUUUACGAGAUCUUAUCGAUUCUCAUAUUGUCUUAACAUGCAUAGUAUCUGAAAAGUGUUUUGCCUUGUCAUGACUCCUAACCUUGGUCAUCCAGUCCCAUUCAAAACAGAUGUCAAGCUCUCAACUUCAAGUUCUUUCUUCAUAACCGAUCGUGAAUCUGUGAUCCAGUUUGUGCGGAGUCUAUCAAGGCAACUCAAUCCCUUUUUUUUCUUAUAAGAGCACUCAACCCAUUUUUAGUAAAAUUCUUGAACAAUUUUCACUCUUAAUUUAAAUAAGAAUUUUAAGUUAGCAAGUUAAGUAACACUAAAACCAUAUCUUAGUCCAAUCAGUAUCGUUAACUGCGCAAUUGAAUUCUACGGAUUUUGUGAACGAAAAAACCUAGAUUUGUUAGUUUUGGGGGAAAACUACAUUUAUCACAAAAGUCAAAAUUUCCACUUUAACAAAGUAUUUUGCCAAAAAUAUAUAUAUAUAUAUAUAUAUAUAAUUCUUUAGGUUUGUUACCACCAAGGUUGUCAAACCGGUUUACGCCAGUGUGCCGGUUUAGCAAGUGGAAUGGUUCAACCAGUGGCACAUACCGGUUUGUGCCGGUUCAUGCCGGUCAAUAUUACAAAUAAAUUAUAAAUACUCAUAUUUAAACAUGACAUUUAACGUCAAUACCUAAGCAGCCAACUUUUGUCUUUGCACGAUGUUUUUUUCUUUUCUGGCGUUGGAGGUGAGUUAAGACUUAAGAGCAAGGUUGUCAACCCGCGGAUUGACCCGGACCCGAUUGAGCUAGUGGGUCAAGGGUUAAUGGGUCACCCGUUUUAGCCCGGUUUAGCUCGGAAAUAUGGAAAGCGUCAUUAUAUUGUACUUAUCCUGAUAAAUUAUAUCAAAUCUCAUCUAACAUAUGAGUUAUAACAUAUAAUAUUACACCAAAAUAACAUUUCGUACUUAGAUUCAACAUAUAGUAAAAAUUCACACACACUUAUAUAACAUUAAUAUUCAAAUGUUCAACUUAGGAUUCCAAAGAUUGAGUUAGGCGAAAAGAAAAAUCGGAAAAUAGGCGCAUUUCGCAAAACAAAGAAAAAAAUGACACAAUUUGACCUCCAACCCGGUGCCUUGUAGCGGUCGACCCGACGAGUGCGUACAGGUACAGCCCAUUUUUUUCACCGGGUGAGGAUUAAACUGGGUUGACAACCUUGCUUAAGAGAGAUGCCACAGUUCAGAAUCUUCUUAUAGCAGAUAAUUAUACAAAACAAAACAAAAAUCCCUCCCCCACCACUUCCUGGCUUCCGUCUAUAUUUCAAGGUAGAAGAGAGAGGGAGCAGAGCAGAGCAGAGAGAUUCUCAUCCUUAGGGGAGGAGAGAUGAAGGAAAGAAUGGUGGAGAGAGGCCAGUGCCGUACCUUGUUGAGAGGAGGGAGGAAGAAAAUGACUUCUUCUUCUUCUUCUUCCUACAGCCAUGGUCUCAGCUCUGGUCAGAUCCAAUCCCUUUCAGCCCUCUGCGAAGCCUUUAUCCCUCCAUUGCCACCUCCUGAUCAGAAGAAUAUCACCAACCAGGAAAUCCCAGUUGAAAGGCAGCAGGAAGCACUAGCUUCCUUCUAUGGUGCUUCUGGGUCUCAAUCACCUAUCCCUGAUGAGGUGGCAGAGCUAAUUGUCAGAAGAGGAUUGCCAGAAGCUGUGUUGGUAGUGAAACUGGCACUCAAAUUACUGUCUUCCAGGUUGGGAGCACUGUUGCUCUGUGGUUUUUGCAGCCUGGACUGGAAAUGGCCAUUCAUGCACAGCUUCUCUGAAAUUCCCCUGGAGAGGAGAGAGCAGAUUCUUCAAAAAUGGAAAGGAGAAAAGCGGAAGAUGCUUACACCUCUCAGAGUUGUGUUUGCCGUCAUCAAAAUCUUCUCCUUGUUUGUCUUCUUCACCAGGAUUGAUGAUGAAACUCAGAAGAACCAAGCCUGGGAAGCAAUUGGGUAUCAAGCGGACACCAGGAAAACAACCCAAAUCAAACAGAAAGGAGGGGAGAGACCUCUGGAGAAAGGAAUUGUAGAGACGAUCCACGAAACCGACGACACCACUUUUGUCCAAUCUCUCGUCCAAAAGGGGCUAGAGGUCACCGUAGAUGAACAGCACGACACCGUCAAGAUCAAAUGCGAUGCUGUGAUCGUCGGCUCCGGUUGCGGCGGCGGAGUCGCCGCCGCAGUCCUCGCAAGCUCCGGAAUGAAAGUCGUCGUCCUAGAGAAAGGAAACUACUUCGCCGCAGAGGAUUACUCCUCGCUCGAAGGACCCUCACUGGCGGAGCUAUACGAGAACGGAGGAAUUCUGUCCACCACCAACGGCAAGACGAUGAUCUUCGCCGGAUCCACCGUCGGCGGCGGCUCCGCCGUCAACUGGUCAGCCUGCAUCAAGACCCCCGACAAUGUACUCAGAGAAUGGUCGGUGGACGACAAGCUUCCCCUCUUCGGAAGCUCCGAUUACCACAACGCCAUGGACGCAGUGUGGAAGAGGCUCGGCGUGACGGACAGCUGCAAGAAGGAAGGGUUUCAGAACAAAAUCCUCAGAAAAGGGUGCGCAAAUCUCGGGCUGCGAGUCGAGCCUGUGUCGAGGAACUCCUCGGAGGAACACUACUGUGGAUCCUGCUGCUAUGGCUGCCGAAUCGGGGACAAGAAGGGUACGGACACCACCUGGCUCGUCGACGCUGUGGAGAACAACGGCGCUGUGAUCAUCACAGGAUGCAAAGCCGAGCGAUUCGUCUUCUCCAGCGACGGCGGAGGGGAGAAGAAGAAGAGAUGCUUGGGAGCGAUUGCGAGAUGUUCGAAUCCGAAUUUGAAGAAGAAGCUGGAGAUCGAAGCUCGAGUGACGGUUUCCGCAGCUGGAUCGCUCCUCACCCCGCCUCUGAUGAUCGCCAGCGGAUUGAAGAACCCUAACAUUGGGGGAAAUCUGCACCUCCACCCUGUCCUGAUGGCUUGGGGAUACUUCCCGCCAUCGUCAGAUUCAAAUUCAAAUCCGGAAGACGAGAAGUCGUACGAAGGAGGAAUCAUCACUUCGAUCCACAAAGUCGUGGACUCCUCUUCCGACGAAGUGAUCGCCAUCGUUGAAUGCCCGUCGGCGGGGCCAGCUUCGUACGCGGCAUUGUCUCCGUGGAUCUCAGGGCAGGACCUGAAGGACAAAAUGGUAAAGUAUCCGAGAACGGCGCUGCUUUUCGCGCUGGUGAGGGAUCGGGGAUCGGGGGAAGUGAAGCGGGAAGGAAGGAUCUCUCACCGGCUGGACAAAGUCGACAAGGAGCACCUGAGGACCGGGCUGCGGCAAGCCCUCCGGAUUCUUGUAGCCGCCGGAGCCGUGGAAGUGGGGACCUUCCGCAGCGACGGGCAGAAGAUCUCUUGUGGUGGUGUGACGGAGGAGAAGGAAUUGAAGGCGUUUCUGGAUGGAGUUGGGGUGAGCGGCGGAGUGAAGUCGGGCGAUGCUCACUGGUCGAUCUUCUUCUCUGCUCACCAGAUGGGAAGUUGCAGGAUGGGAGCCACGCCGGAGGACGGCGGAGUCGAUGAGAAUGGUGAGAGCUGGGAGGCCGAAGGUUUGUUCGUGUGCGAUGGAAGUGUGCUUCCCAGUGCGAUUGGUGUCAAUCCCAUGAUCACUAUUCAGUCCACUGCCUACUGCAUUGCCAGCAGGAUAGCUGGAUCAUACGCAGUUCGUUCAGGAAAGCUGAUUUGAUUAUUCGACCAUUCGUUCAAUUGUUCUCAGGUUAAUCUUAUAAAUUGGAUGAUGAUAAAUAUAAAUAAAUAACAUUCGUUUCAAACUAGAAAGAUUUCAUUCAUAAAAUAUGCUGGUCUAGUUAAGCAGGAGCAAUCAAUGCCAGGCAAAAAGCACAGGGCAGGAACUCGUUUUAACCAGAUGACCUCAAAAUAACGAACAUCAAUGGUU